UUCCUUAAAAUUUGUAUAUGUCUUUUCAGAUAUAACUAAUCUGUAUUGUGUUUGUCCAGUGUUAUUUGUCUUGUUUUACUUUGCAGUCUUAUUUCUCUAUUUUCUAACACUUUUUAUCAUAUUUAAGGCACCUUUUAAAAGUCUGCAAGUCUGCAAAACACGAUGGCUAUCCAUUGAAUCUGCAGUUGCCAGAAUUUUGCAUCAGUGGAUUGAACUUAAGCUACAUUUCAGUCUUGCAGCAACAAAAGAAAAAAAUGUUUUAAAGCGCAAAGCUUGCAUAAAUUCUAUAGCGAUGAAGUUAAUUUGUUAUACUUAACGUUUUUAAAGCCAGUAUUAAGCGAAAUGCAGGCUAUAAACAAAAAUUUCCAGGCCACCAAUUCAAAUGCAAGCAAACUUUUAACUGAUCUUGUAUUUGGAAUAAAUUCUUUAAAAUCAAAAAUAAUAUCCCCUGAAGACAUAGUUGACGUUCUGAAUACUGAUUUUAAAGGACAUGUCAAGAGGGAUCUACCUUUGGGUUAUGCAUUCGAAAUGUUGCUCAAAAAAAUAAAGGAAAAUAUUUCCGAUGAAAUAGAAAUGGAAAUUCGAUUUAGGUGCACGGAAUUUCUAAUUUCACUUAUAGAUGAGCUUAGAAAGAGAUUACCAGAAAACUACCAAAUAUUAAAGCAAAUCGACAUUUUUUCUGUUGACAAAAUAUUGAACGCCAAAAAGGGCUCUGUUAUUCAAAUCCUAAACCUUUUCAAAUUGCCUGUCACUCAGAUUGAAGAGCUCAUUCUGCAGUACAACACCAUACAUCUUUUGAAAUGGGAAAAUACCGAUUGUACCUUGAAAUUUUGGGCUGAAGCAAACAAUUAUGUGGAUUCGGGAGGUAAUCAUCGAUUUAAAUCAUUAGCUACUUUUGUCUUGAGCUUACUAUCGCUACCGUGGUCAAACGCGGAAGUCGAACGAGUGUUUAGUCAGAUGAACAUUGUAAAAUCAAAGCUGAGGAACUCAAUGAACAUAGACACACUUAAUUCGAUUUUACACAUACGUUAUGGAUUGCGUAGAUCAAAUAAAUGUUGCCACAACUUUGAAGUGCCUCCAAAGUAUUUGAAUUUAAUUGGAACAAACAACUCCUAUACUCUUGAGGAGAAUAUGGACUUUAUUGAGCUUGAUAAUUGUCUAUCAAUUUUCAAAUAA
Drosophila willistoni is the source of this 1176-nucleotide messenger RNA. RefSeq lists its product as uncharacterized. The coding region runs from base 343 to 1176 and encodes 277 amino acids. The record is from RefSeq and is a predicted model, not a curated record. NCBI's taxonomy places the organism in Eukaryota, Metazoa, Arthropoda, Insecta, Diptera, Drosophilidae. Gene Ontology annotation, molecular function: protein dimerization activity. The transcript is spliced from 3 exons.